Molecule: messenger RNA, 6099 nt
Organism: Anas platyrhynchos (mallard)
Lineage: Eukaryota; Metazoa; Chordata; Aves; Anseriformes; Anatidae
Gene: SSH1
Product: slingshot protein phosphatase 1
Biological process (GO): protein dephosphorylation; negative regulation of actin filament polymerization
Molecular function (GO): phosphatase activity; actin binding
Source: RefSeq, a predicted model, not a curated record
UUCCCCAUCCCCUCCCCUCCCCUCCCGGCUCCUCCCCGCAGCGCAGCGGCGGCCGGGGCCGGGCCCGGAGCCGUGGCCGUGGCUGCGCAGCCGCUGGGGCCUGGCAGGACCCGGGCCCCGCCGCCUCCUCCUCCUUCGCCAUGGCGCUGGUCACCCUACAGCGCUCCCCCACCCCCAGCGCCGCUUCCUCGGCCAGCACCAGCGAGCUGGAGGCUGGCAGCGAUGAGGAGCGUAAAUUAAACGUGAGCCUGAGCGAGAGCUUUUUCAUGGUGAAAGGAGCAGCCCUUUUCUUGCAACAAGGAAACAGCUCCCAGGGCCAGCGAAGCCUCCAGCAUCCUCACAAGCAUGCAGGUGAUUUGCCCCAGCACCUCCAGGUGAUGAUCAACCUCCUUCGCUGUGAGGAUAGGAUCAAACUGGCUGUCCGUUUGGAAAGCGUGUGGACAGACAGGGUCCGGUACAUGGUGGUUGUGUACAGCAACGGGCGGCAGGACACAGAAGAGAACAUUUUGCUGGGCGUGGAUUUCUCCAGCAAGGAGAGUAAAAGCUGCACGAUAGGAAUGGUUCUUCGUCUGUGGAGCGAUACUAAAAUCCAUCUUGAUGGUGAUGGUGGCUUCAGCGUGAGCACUGCAGGGAGAAUGCACAUCUUCAAGCCAGUGUCGGUGCAAGCCAUGUGGUCUGCUCUACAGAUCCUCCAUAAAGCGUGCGAAGUUGCAAGAAGGUACAACUACUUCCCAGGUGGGAUGGCCUUGGUCUGGGCCACGUACUACGAAAGCUGCAUCAGCUCCGACCAGAGCUGCAUCAACGAGUGGAAUGCGAUGCAGGACCUGGAGUCCACCCGCCCCGACUCCCCAGCGCUGUUUGUUGACAAGCCAACUGAAAGGGAACGAACAGAACGGCUCAUUAAAGCCAAACUCCGGAGCAUCAUGAUGAGCAAAGACCUGGAAAAUGUGACUUCAAAGGAGAUACGAAACGAGCUGGAGAAACACAUGAACUGCAACUUGAAAGAAUUCAAGGAAUUUAUAGACAAUGAAAUGCUGCUUAUCCUGGGUCAGAUGGACAAGCCGUCUCUGAUUUUUGAUCAUUUGUAUCUGGGGUCGGAGUGGAACGCCUCUAACCUGGAGGAGCUGCAGGGCUCGGGCAUUGACUACAUUUUGAAUGUGACCAGGGAAAUAGACAACUUCUUUCCUGGGUUGUUCGCCUAUCACAACAUCCGGGUGUACGACGAGGAGACCACGGACCUCCUGGCUCACUGGAACGAGGCGUAUCACUUCAUCAACAAGGCCAAGAAGAAUCACUCCAAGUGCCUGGUGCACUGCAAAAUGGGCGUGAGCCGGUCGGCAUCCACUGUCAUAGCUUAUGCAAUGAAGGAAUUUGGCUGGUCACUGGAAAAGGCUUACAAUUACGUGAAGCAGAAACGCAGCAUUGCAAGACCAAACGCGGGCUUCAUGAGACAGCUUUUGGAAUACGAAGGCAUUUUAGAUGCAAGCAAGCAGCGCCACAAUAAGCUGUGGAAGCAGCAGGCGGAGAGCAACCUCCCUCAGAACACAGACGGCAGCACGGGCUCGGGCGACUUCUUACUCGAGAGCUUGGACGUCGACCUGGAAAACCGCCUGGCUGACCUGGACACCCCGUCGCAGUCGGUGUACCUGGACAACCGAACCGGCCCCGAAGUGCCUGUGGGGUAUAAUUAUUGCUUCCGCCGCCUCUCGGACACGCUGCUGGAGAACAAGGUGCCCGGGGACAGGGAGAGCUUCUUCCAUGUGGAGGAGCUGGAGCGGGACGCGCUCACGGAGCGUGCCACCUCGCUGGUGAGGCAGCCUCUGCCCGUGCUUUCGGAGGGGAGGCCGGAGGUGGCGAAGGGCCUGGAGGCAGCGGAGGCGCUGUCGGAGCUGAGCGGCUUCCAGGAGGCGAAGAAGAAACUGGACUUCAGCCCCCGGAAGGCACGGCUGGUGCUGGGCCCCGGGGAGCCCGGGGAGGAUGGUAUCAGGGAGGAAAACCCGAUGGAGAAGUGGAAGCGCCGUUUGUCCAUGCACAAGGAGGAGAGCAGGCUUAAUAGAGAGAACUUGAAUAACAACAACAGCAAAAGGAGUUGCCCAGAGGAUUUUGAGCACGAUGCCGUGUUUGGGAUCCUCAGCAAAGUCAAACCCCCCUACCAGUCGUGUGCUGACUGCAUGUACUCCUCGGCCAGUUUGUCUCCUGACUCCUUCGGGGAGCAGUGCGAGAAGCUGAACCCCGGCUCCGCCCGUCACAGCUCCACCAUCUGCACGCAGCCAGCCCUCCUCUCCCACAUCCCCUCCGGCUUGGCGGACCACCUGCCCAGCAAGGGGCGCGUGGAGGAGGGAAUGAGAACUAAAAAUAACGAGGCUUCGCUUCCUCUGUCAGCGGGAACUGGCACUUUGGAAGCUGGUGCUUGUAAAUCGGUGGCUGAGCAGCACUGCAGCCUUGCAGAGAAAGGAAAAGACGCACCAAAAACCCCGGUCAAAACCCUGCAGCCCAGGAGAAACUCACACUGUGACAAGAGCCUCCUUAGUGCAGAAGUGGUGAAAGAAGAGUCCCUAGCCAGAAAAGACAUCAAACCCACCAAGGAUCUGAAGUACUUGCUGUUCAGUAAAGACUUGGAAAAGCCGACUGCGAACAGCUACUUAAUGCAGCAUCAGGAGUCUCUCAUUCAGCUGCAGAAAGCGGGCUUGGUCAGAAAACACACCAAAGAACUGGAGCGGUUGAAAAGCCUGCCCUCGGAUGCCUCCUCCCUGCUCAGAGAGGGCUCCCUGAGCAGGGCCGAGCCCAGCAUCGUGGAGGAAAGCGAAGACCUGAUCUCACAGCACGGCCUCGUGCCCCUUCUGAGAGCAGCGCCGCUGAUACCCGAAGAUGCCGAAAGCGAGGCGAAAUUAGAGGUGAAGCGCUUGCUGGAGGGGAUCUCCCAGAAAACCUCCACGCCGGUCGUGUGCAGGUUGGAGCACACGAGCAGCUUCACCAAGGACUUCCUGAAGACCAUCUGCUACACCCCCUCGUCCUCGCGGAGCUCCAACCUGACGCGCAGCUCCAGCAGCGACAGCAUCCACAGCGUGCGGGGCAAACCCGGCCUGGUGAAGCAGCGAACUCAGGAGAUCGAGACCCGGCUGCGGCUGGCGGGUUUGACUGUGUCAUCUCCUCUGAAGAGAUCCAAUUCCCUCGCCAAGCUGGGCUGUCUGAACUUGUCCUCCGAGGAUUUGUCCAGCGACAUGGACGUGUCGACCAUAACGGACUCCAAAGAGGCCGUUUCCAGCGAGUCUUCCGUGCUCUGUGAGCCGCAGCCCGCUCCCAGGGGUGUGGACGCCAGCUCCAAGCUGGCAGCGAAGCCAGCGGUGGGCAACUUGAAGAAUACGCUUUGGAUGGGCAAAAGUUGAUGCCUUCUAUGGGGGGGAGGAAGAGGGAGGCUGGAUUUCUGGUUUCUGUUGUUUUUUAUGGCGUUUACUCGUUGCACCGAUGCAGUCCCAUCCUCUGACUUCAUCUGACGCCGCCUCUUCUUCCCCUCCGUGUACUCCUCAGCGGGGAGAGAAAGAAACGCGAUGGGUCACGAUGAAUGGCACAAGGGAAAAUAAAAUGUGUUGCAUGGCUUAGAAGAGGACUGUGUGUGAAUUGCCUGUUGUCCUGCAGGAUGCUGUUUCUAGUACUGUUUGCCAAGUAUAAUAAUGUGGUGUUGUGUGUGUCCAUAUAUAGAUAGAGCCGUGCAUCUCGCCAUCUAUCUAUAUAUAUAAAAUGCUGAAAUGCUCCGUUUCAAAGUCUCUACAAAAAUAAUUAGUCAUGACUUUUUUUUUUUUUACAGAACCAACACAAGUUUCUAGCUAAAACAAGCGCUUGUGGAAAAAUCCUUAAAAUGGUGACAUGAACACUACCUCUGUUCUCGCUGACUUUCAGUCUUGGUUUGUUUUUUCGUUUCUGUCAGAGGCUUUUCCCACAGCGCUUACCGUUGACCGAAGGUGUUCCCUUGCUGUUAACUGUAAAGUCCUGGAGGCGUUUGGCCGGGCUUUACUGCACUGAGUGCUCUCGUCACGUGAAGGAGUGUGAAGCUGUGUUCGUGUGACCAGGUGAAUUGUCGUUGUCUCAUGUUGGUGACGGAGCAGCACCCGGGCCGUGUUGCUGUCGGAGGCUGGUGCUCCCGUGGAGAGGUGUCUUGUCCUUUGGGUGUUGUUGCUGUCGUUGUGGUUUGUUCACGUCCUGGUGAUAAGGACGAGCCUGGCCAGCGAGUGACUGCAGACCCUCGUGGCGGUGGGGACCCUUGGUGCAGGCUGUCGGUGGCAUGGGGUGGCUCUCGUGGUGCCCUGAAAACCCCAGCAGGCAAUAGGUGAGCGUGCAUCUUCUGCUGUCCUUGGGGGCUGAGGAUCAGUUCCUGUGCCCUCGCUUUCCCUGCAGCCUGUGGCAGUGGGGAAAUUCCCGUAGGGCUGCCAGGGGGUGAAUCCUGCUCUCCCCUGGGGGUGCACGCAGGGUUUGGGGUCUGGCAGAGGGCAGUGGUACAGCAGGGUGCUGUGAGCAGCCAGAGCUGUGCAGGGUGGCUCACGAACACCGGGUUCCUCCCCGUGGCACUGCAGCCACCCCAUCGGGUGAGGCUGCCAAAAUUAUGGCUUCGCUCGGGUGGGAUUUGGCCACCGGAGAGCAAGUCCUGGUGCAGAGACCGUGCUGCCUCCUCCAUCACCCUGACCUGAGCACGAGCCUCGGGCUUCAGACCUUCACCACCAAGCAGAAAAAUGGGCUCACAGUGGAGAGAGUGGAGCAGCAAAGGCACGGGUGAAGGAAGAGCUUGGGAAGCACACAGGGGACGUCCCCACGUCCCCCCCAGACCCGUGACAGCCCCCGCUCCUUCAGGGCAUAGCUUGAAGCAGGCCUGGGGGGCAAAGCAGACCCUAAAACCCAGAACUUUUUUUUUCCCUCGAGUACAAGACCCCGCUCGUUUAUAUUAACAGUGUGAGGAGUUACGGGGACUGGGAAUCAGUAAAUGUGUCCCUCUUUAAGGACUCUUAAAUUUCAGUGGACGUUUUGGAAGCCACGCUGCCUCCUGUCCCGUGAAAGGUGCUUGGAAGCGAAGCUCAACGUGAGGGAACCCGGAGGAGAUGCGAGUCCUGGCCUUGUUUAGGGUGGGAAUCGGGGGCUCGUUUUGGACCCAAACCUUCCCCAGUGCUCCGUGGCUGCCCGAGGUGUCCUGGCCCCCAGGGGUUCACGGUCCCCGCGGUCGUAUCCCCGUUGCUGUCCGUGUCUGUGGCAGGUCCUGAUGCCUGUGGGUGGCAGAGGGACAGGCAGCGGGGACGCUGGGGCUCUGCCUGAUGCCCGCAGGCUCCGUGCAGCCCCCCCAGGGCCCGUUUUGGUGCCGUGCUCCCCCCGCAGCCCCCAGCACACCCUGGCAGCCCUGAGGCUUGCAGGGUCCUCUCGCAUUUCCCAGCCCUGCGGACACCUCCCUGCACUCCCCAUCGCUGCCCGGCCAGGGAAGAAGCUCAGAAAGACGCCCCGAGCUGAUGCAAGCGCCCACGUUCGUUUCCUUCCCGUUUUCUUGAGUGCCUGCCCAGCCCUGCUGUGCGCUGACCGCUGGAGCCCGGCGGUGCCACCGAUGCCACCGGGCAGGGACCUCCUUCAGGAGCCGUGCUCACGGCCAACGUGUGCUAGGAGCACUCGUGUGCCAUUUCGGGGGGGGGUUUGUAGCCAAACCUGACGCUUGCAGACUUCGUUAGAUUUGUUGCAUGAGAAGGUAGAUGUCUUUUUUUAUUUUAUUUUUUUUCCUCUUCCACGUAUCGUAAUUGUUCUUUUCCAAUGGAGUGCCUUAAGAAUAGUUUACAAAUACUGUGUAUUUAUGCUGAGCUGUUAAACUCCGCUGUUUUGCUGUUCAUAUUUUAUUAUUUUUUUGGUGCUUUUGGUGUAUCCGGUGGCAGUCUCAGACCGUUACCACUUCCUCACGACGACCUCCCAGCCCGCAGGGCUCGGCGCUGCUCCACGCUUCCCCUCGGCCCGGCGCAGGGUGCCCCCCGUUUAUCUAUGCAUUGUUUAAUUGGGGAGGGUCUGGGGGUGCUCAGCCAAUUCCCAGGCACGGCCCCUAACCCGGCCCCAUCCCAGAAAACCCCAAAUGCACCAAAC